Molecule: messenger RNA, 1060 nt
Organism: Austrofundulus limnaeus
Lineage: Eukaryota; Metazoa; Chordata; Actinopteri; Cyprinodontiformes; Rivulidae
Gene: oard1
Product: O-acyl-ADP-ribose deacylase 1
Exons: 5
Coding region: 213-740 (175 amino acids)
Biological process (GO): peptidyl-glutamate ADP-deribosylation
Source: RefSeq, a predicted model, not a curated record
AACCGAGAUAGUUUAGUUUUUAGCAUUUAAAGGGUUAGCUUCUUUUAAAACGAGUCUAAAGCGUCUUAUUAAAGCUAAUAAACUAGUCUUCUUCUCAAACGUACCUGUAGAUACUUUUUUAUGUCGUGUUCUUGUCGGUAAUGCUAAUGCUAAUGUAGCUACAACUUCAAAGACUUUUCCUAGAGUCAGAAAAGGAGCUCCAGCUGGUCUCAAUGUCGUCGAACGUCCAGGCUUCUUUCUGCACGGACACAAAGAAGCUAGGUGAAGACAGCUGGAAGCCGCUUUACGUCACCGGGGACCUGUUCUCGUGCCCAGCGGAUGACGCUCUGGCCCACUGCAUCAGUGAGGACUGUCACAUGGGGGCAGGGGUAGCGGUCACGUUCAGGCAGAAGUUCGGAGGGGUUUCAAAGCUGAAGGAGCAGAAGAAGGUGACUGGGCAGUGUGCUGUACUGAAACAGGGAAGACGUUUCAUCUACUAUCUAAUUACGAAGAAAAAAUACACCCACAGACCCACCUAUGACAGCCUGAAGCACAGUCUGGAAGACAUGAAGUCUCACUGUGUAGAAAAUGGAGUGACAAGAAUAUCAAUGCCUCGUAUUGGGUGUGGACUGGACGGACUGAAGUGGUCAGAAGUGUUGAUGAUACUGGAACAGGUCUUCAAACACACAGGCAUCUCCAUCACAGUCUACAGCCUCCCUCAGAGGGAAGAAGCCACAGUGAUGAAGGAAAACAUGCGCUGACGAUUCAUGAAAAAAGCCACUCUGUUUAUUUAGUAUAAUUUUUUCUAUUGUUCCAAUAAGGGUUUGCUUUUUCCAGUGGAAAAUAUGUUUUGUUAUAAAUUAUUUGCAAAUAUGUUAUUCAAAAGAAGGUUAAUCAAGUUAAAAAUCGAGUCUGUAAGCUCGUAGUUAAAAUAUGUACAGAAGAAUUAUUGUGAGGGCCUUAAUAUGAAGUGUUUCAUCUCCUCCUCUGACUGAUCUGCUGGGCUUUAGAAGUUGGAAAAAUAUGUUUUGGCCCUAAAUUUAAACAUUUAUUGUUAAGUCUACUCAAUAAACAUGUUAAA